This is a messenger RNA of Python bivittatus (Burmese python), 2859 nucleotides long. The record is from RefSeq and is a predicted model, not a curated record. Lineage: Eukaryota; Metazoa; Chordata; Lepidosauria; Squamata; Pythonidae.
UGGCUACUGCGCAUGGUGCUGGGGGUAGACAGGUCUGUCUCUGAUGCCAAAGAGGGGGGGCCUGCUACAGAUUCUGCUCUGUACAAAAGGUUGAGGGGCUACACCAGACAGCAAGAACCUGGAUGUGGGAACGUCCAAGAAUGGGAGGCAUGAAUCCAGUGCUGGUCUGGUGUCCUGUAAUGCAUGUGCCUUUGAGUUUAGCAUCUGGGGGACUCAGCCAGAUCUGAGAGGGGAAAAGAUUGUGCUUGGACAACAAGGUGUUAUCCUUCCCGUCAGCUUUUUUCUUGUGGGAGAGUGCCAGAGAAGACCUGGAACAGCGCAUGUUCGAGUUGAGAGCGUCUGUGUUCAGGGCAGACGUUCCGGGGCAGAUGGAAGAUGGAAAACCCUUUAGCUAAGGAUUUGGAACAGGGGCUUCACUGCUCAGCUCCAGUUCCUCCCAGCAAUGCUUCUUCCUCCAGUCAUGGAGAUUCCUUGUUUGGUCUGAGUACAGUUGAGUCUCCCAGCCUCAGCUGGCUAGCUGUGAAAUGGGAAUAAGAAUAAGCCUCAGAAGGGUUUUUUCGUUCUGCUGAUGAAACUAUACGUGAAACAUUUUCUUUCCUCUCUGCAGUGCCUGUCUCUACCAUGUGCGAGAUGGGACUGGUGUCUCCAGAUUUGUCUGGCCCAACUCUGUACUGCGAAGAGGCCCCAGACGCUUAUUGCCAGGAGGAUGACCGAUGGCAGCGGCUGCGCACGGCUGUCCGGAAGCUGGAAUUCUGGGAAAACUUUGAGGCUGAGUUGAUAGGCAGCGGCUUCUUCUCCAAAGUGUUCAAGGUUGCUCCGAGCCCUGCAGGCAAGGCCAUGGUGGUCAAGAUUUACAAGAACGAUGCUGAUCAGGAGGGGAUCGUGCGCGAGAUCAGCUUGCUGCAGAAGCUCUCCCAUCCCAACAUUGUCAGGUACCUUGGGAUCUGCGUGAAGGACGACAAGCUGUACCCCAUUCUGGAGUACGUGAACGGCGGGUGUCUGGAAGAGCUUUUGGCCUGCAAAGACGUCUCCCUCAGCUGGAAGGAGAAAGUGGACUUGGCCUCAGACAUCACCCGCGGGAUGGUCUACCUCCACUCCAAGAAUAUCUACCACCGCGACCUCAAUUCCAAGAACUGCCUCAUCCGAGUGACCCAGCGAGGGCGGGAGGCUGUGGUGACCGAUUUCGGGCUGGCCAAGGAAGUGGCAGAGCUCUCGGCAAAGAGUCCGGAGAGGAAGCUCUCCCUGGUGGGCUCGGCCUUCUGGAUGGCUCCUGAAAUGCUGCGGGGAGAGCCUUAUGACCAGAAGGUGGACGUCUUCUCCUUCGGCAUCGUCCUCUGUGAAAUCCUGGGCAGGAUUCCAGCUGACCCCGAGGUGCUGCCACGGACUCAGGAUUACGGUCUGGAUGUGGCUGCCUUUCAGAGCAUGAUAGGAGAAUGUCCCAAGCAAGUUUUGGAUUUGGCUGCCAGCUGUUGCAGGAUGGAAGCCUUCAAGCGCCCCUCCUUCUCCGAGAUCCUGGAGGAACUGGAAGACGCUGCUGAACGACUGGAGUUCUCGACGGAGCAGCAGUCCCCGGGUUGACGCAUCCAGCAGGACACGGACUGAAAUGUACCUGUAUAUCUCGAAAGAAAGGGUUCUGCGGGAGGAAAAGGGGCCUUGCCUUUGGGGCAGGUCAGAGGCUUGUAUAGUGGAAGAUGGAGCACCCUCCCUCCCCCUGCCGUCUCUUUUCUAGCUGUCCAGAUUCUUGUGGACUAAGCAGUAUUGUUGCAAGCAAACCAAUUCUCCCUCCCACAUUUACACGGCUCUGGCAGUGAGCCAAGCUGCAUGCUGCAGGGGAAAGGCUAGGUGCCUGCCACAGCCGUCAGCCCGAGUCCCUCGGGGGCCUGAGUUGCAUCCAGUCGCCAUUCCUCAGACCGCCAUCUCAUCCCCCAGGCUCUAUCGACCCUGCUUCCUAGCGCGGUGAGGUUAGUGGCGAACGAGUGAAAAAACUUCUUCCCGAAAAGGGUAUUUAAGGCCUGGACAGUGGCGCCACUGUAGAGUGAGGUGAGCCCAGCUCUGUCUGUGCACACAGGAGGAGGGAGAGGAGAUGGUCCCUGGAGAAGGGGAGCCCCCUCGGUGUCUUCCUGCUUGCUCGAAGGCAGCCCUGGAGGGCGGUGUCCUCCUGCUGCGUUUUGGGGGCUCCUUGGGACUUGGAUCCUGGGCAGAAGAUGCUGAGUCGAAAAGCCAUCUGCCCUGCAGCCUUGCUUGGCCUCCUCACAGACCCUCACGGUCGCCACUCCUCGGCAACUUGGGUUGUCCUCCCUGCCCCCGAUAGCAGCCGACGGGCACCCUGAUUUCUGAAGCUGGCCACGCCCAGCCUCACGGGAACCUCUUCCCCCCCCCACACUUCUGCUGGCCACAACAGUCCUGAUUGCAGUCGGGCUGAACCUCUGCGGUUCUGCCGUGGGGAGCAGGAGGUGGGGGGGACGUCCCCAGGAAGACGCACAUGUGGGAAAGCGGCUUGGGUAGCACGUCCCGCAGGGAAGGCGUUGAGGGUAGUCUCCAAAUGUCGGGGGACGGAGACCCUAAGCCCGCCCCAGACUGCUGGCAAUGGGGUCCAUCCCCGGAACUCCUAAAGCGGUGUUCCAUCCCAUAAUAGCCCGGUCAUUCUGAUGAGCUGAGGGAAGCGCUGGAGCUUGGCUCCCUGAUUGUACCCUGAGGGCUGGCGCCCCCCCUUAGGGGUCUCCGUUUCUCAGCUUUUGCGGCCGAAGCAAAGAAGGGCCUGGGGCUGACGGCUCCCCUUCGGCAGUCCGGGGGCAGAGCUCCAAACGGAUCUCCUUUCUAUGUAAAUCAAUAAACAGCUUGUGAACUUUUCCCAGAAAC